AUGUUAGGAGGUGAAUGGCAACAUGUGAAUCCGAUAACCGGAAGGACUCACCCAGCAGAUAAACCUUGGGACGAUGAAGCUUUUAGUGGUGAAGCCCAAGCGGCGAUGUUGACAGGUAGAUUAGUGUCACACUUAGCUACUCCAGUGAUCCAAACCCUGCCGGAAAGUCGAAUGAUAGCGAGUACCUCAGCAAAACAAAAUCAUAACCCACACCCUUGGUUCAAAGGGAAAACUUUUGACCCUAAUUAUGUGAAACCAAUACAAAACAACCAAACACGGGGAGGUUUUUCAGCAUUCAAUUCAAAUAAUAACUGUAAUAAUCGCCCUCACCCUUACCACCAACCAUACUAUAAUAACUCAAUGCCAAAAAACCAGGGAUACGGACCAGGAGGCGGAAAUUUCGGUAACGGAUAUGGAUAUGGGAAUGGUAAUGGAGGGAAUAGUGGUGGUGGUGGUUUUGGAAGUGGUGCCGGAAAUGGUCGAGGUCAGGUGCAAAAUAGGCCUCCUAUUGGACCAGGAAGCUUUACUAGAGGAAUGGGAGCUAGUAAAGGGGGAGGUGGACCAAGUAAUGAGAAGAACAACAGCGCUUCAAAUCCGACCCCUGUUGAGAAAGCGCCAGUCGAAACGAGUCCAGUUGAGCUAGAUGAGAUUGAUGAGUUAAGCCCAAUGCUCUCACCGCUAAUUAAGACGAUUGUCUCCGAUUGGUCAAGGUCUCCUUUAUGUUCGCCUUUGAAAAUCGUCCACGGGUCCAAUGAAGGAUGGUCAAAGGACCAACGCCCUCCCUCCGGCAACCUUUUCAUCAUCAGAAGCCUUCCUGUUACAAAUCAAAUCAGGUCCAUCAAGAUCUACGGCAACCUCACCAUGGCGGAAAACUCAUCCAUCACCACCACCCAAUGCACGCGCGGUCACCGAACCCCAGCUCAACUUCUUCCUGAUACUGACGUAGAAAUAAACGCGCGCGGUCUUCAAGUCAGGGCAGAAGGCUUGAUAGUGGAAGACCAAGCGGUAGAAAAUCUUCAAAUAGAAAACUUAGCUUUAGAAGCCCCAGUUCGUCGACGCAGUCCUUCAGUUCUCAUAGCUCAACCUCCAAAUCCCCGACGCCGUCGUUCUCCAAGAAUUGCUCAACGGGCUGAACUAAGGGACGUGCCACCCUAUAGGCGUCCCCUUCCCUCCGUUCACGAAGAUCUAGACUUCUGGUCAAAGAUCUCGACCUUACCCCCUCAUCUUCUCCGAUACCUCUUGCCCGGGUGGGUCCCGGAUUGGACCACUGGAGAUCGCCUUUGA
Molecule: messenger RNA, 1284 nt
Organism: Melampsora larici-populina 98AG31
Lineage: Eukaryota; Fungi; Basidiomycota; Pucciniomycetes; Pucciniales; Melampsoraceae
Exons: 4
Coding region: 1-1284 (427 amino acids)
Source: RefSeq, a predicted model, not a curated record